Molecule: messenger RNA, 1635 nt
Organism: Lactuca saligna
Lineage: Eukaryota; Viridiplantae; Streptophyta; Magnoliopsida; Asterales; Asteraceae
Source: the annotation of a GenBank genome assembly
UUUUCAGCAAACGUAAAUAUCAUUUAUACGGUUAUUUUGUUUUUACCAUUCUGCUCCAUAACAAUUCUGCUCCAUAGAAACCACAGCAAACGUAUUCUUCUUCAUUCUUUGUUAUUCUGCAACGCUUCAAGAAUUAAAUAUCAGAAAAUGGAAAUAGGAAAUAAGGUUUACCUAAAUAACAUUGACCAGAUAGAUGAAAAAUCGCAUAUCAAGGUUCGGGUGCUUAAAAUUUGGAACUUUGUCAGAAAUAAUAAAGUUUGUUCCAUUGAAAUGAUCAUCAUGGAUGAGGAGGGUACACAAUACCAAGCUCGUGUCUUCAAUCAGAAUUUCUCCAGAUUUUGUCAUCUUUUAAAGGAAGAUGAAAGUUAUAUAGUUAUAAAACCCAAUAUGGCUGCUGUUACUAAUGGUUUUAGUUAUACAAGUCAUAAACAGACCUUAACUUUGGAUUGGAAAAGCAUCCUAAAAAAAUGUGAUGAUUUCUCGGGUCCGGUCAAUGGAUUUAUGUUUGUUGACUUUAAUUCUAUCAUAGAACAAACAUGCCCAAAAGACACAUUCUUUGAUGUUAUUGGACAUAUCGUGUCAUUUAGGCUUCUUGAAACUUCAAAUCCAGUACCAUCCAAGCAUUAUAUAAAAGUCACUCUUAGCAACCUAGAUUCUGUACAUCUGAAGGUUACUAUUUUUGGAAGUCAAGCAUAUCAAAUUUCAGAAUACCUAAAAAAUAACCCGACUGUUAAUUUUGUUGUUAUCGUGAUGCAGUUUUUGAAGCUAAACAUUUGGAAUGGUCUUGGUGAAGCUAAAAGUCAUUUUGAAGUAACGAAAUUGUUCAUAAAUUCUGACAUUUAUGAAAUAAAUGAGUUUAAAAAUAAGUUGAAAUGUCAUGACAAUUUUAGUAUAACUGAAAAAAGCAUUACACUUCAAAGCUACUCUUCUUCAUAUACAGAUGACUUUAAGGGCAAUUUUCCAUUAAAAGCAAUCUAUGAGAUCACCGAACCAAUUAAGGAAAUGAAGUUUUUAUUAGUUGCUUCCAUUGUUAAUAUAAGGCAGAAUCUACCAUGGUAUAUAAUUCCAAUUAACGUACAAGAUUGUACUGGAACCAUUGGAUUGACUCUUUUUGAUAGGGAAGCAAGGAGGUUGUUAAAUAUAAGUGCCUACGAGUUGAAAAAGAUACAUGAUGCGGCCGGAGACAGUGAUGCCCUAUUUCCAAUGCAACUUAACGUGUUGAAAAACCGCAAGUUUGGUUUUGUUGUAGAUAUUACAGAAUACAAUGUCAACAACUAUAAUAACAUCUACACAGUUCUCAGAGUUACAGAAGAUAUGUCCAUUGUUUGUGAAUUGGAAAGUAAAAUAGAACUUAUGAGUAUUCAAUCUGUCUCCUUAAAUCAAGUUGCUUUGGAAUCCGAUGAUGUUGUACAGCCUGUUCAAAAGGAUGUGAUCUCACAAACAGACGAAAGUUUUACACCCUCAACAGUUGAUAAGUCAACCGCAACAAGUCCUUGCAAAAUAUCAGGUGAUUUGAAGCGCAACCUCCAAGAAAUUUAUGAUGUUGAUUCUGGAUAUGAUUUAAGUUCAACUAAGGCUAAAAGAAAGUCAACCGCAGAGGAAACUCCACUCUUGAUUCCAAAAAUUGAAAAGUGA